Molecule: messenger RNA, 1839 nt
Organism: Theileria orientalis strain Shintoku
Lineage: Eukaryota; Apicomplexa; Aconoidasida; Piroplasmida; Theileriidae
Exons: 2
Coding region: 1-1839 (612 amino acids)
Biological process (GO): regulation of DNA-templated transcription
Molecular function (GO): DNA-binding transcription factor activity
Source: RefSeq, a predicted model, not a curated record
AUGCCACUGUGCAAAGGUGGCAAAAUGGAUGAAAAUCCACAUAACCUUGAUGUUUUAACCAAUUUACAUGACAAUGAAUACGAUCUGACUUUUAAGCAUGACGAAGUGAGUUUAGAGGACGAGGAUCAGAGGAAGCCCAUGAGGUGUGGAAGGCCAAGGGCUGACCCCUACGAUGAUUUUAGCGAUAUUAGAGGCGUUACGCAAGGCCACGACCAUCUGCAAUGCCUUUAUAAUUUCAGUGAUAGGAGCGGCUUCGGCAGUUAUAAUGCCCACUACAAGGAAGACUACUCGGUGAAUGACCGCCUUAAUGAUGGACGUUACAAGGAUGUUAGCCACAAGGACCCAAAUGAAUACAAGGAUGGCUUCAAGUAUUACAAAUCGUACAAGGAUUACAAGGACAAAAUUGAGACUGACACGAGGCUUACAUCGUCCAGCGACGUCUUGAGCAAUUUUAACUACGAAACGAUAGACAACUACGAGGUUGGAGAGAACUACGAGACCAUUGAUAACUACAACAGCGACGAGCGCGCAGCAAGUUUAAAUGACAACUCGGAGUUCGCAGUCAAGGAUAACGACACCGGAUUCAACUUGGAUGAUGCCAGAUUUAAUGCGGUUUUAGAUCUUGACUUAGACGACACCAAAGUAUCGGAUUCUGAUAAGCUUUUGGACUCGGACAACCUGAUAUGUCUGGAUUCGAAGUCGCAGGAUUCAAAUCACCUGUUGGAGUCCACUUUGGAGACCACGAAGCUGAUGGAUGCCGAUUUGGAAUCCAACAAGUCGCUGGAUCUCGAAAAGAAAAGCUUUGAGAUGGAGAACAUGUACGUCAUCUCGGAGGAACUGCGUCAAUCUUACAUUCGCCAGAGUAAGCUUUUGCCGAAGAUAAGAGGUGUCUGGUUUAACUCGACCAUGCGAAGGAUGGGCUGGGUGGGCCAGGCAUACAAGAAGUGCAAGAGGAUCGAAAAGAUAUUUUCAAUCAACAAGCACGGCUUCGAGGGCGCACGGAAGCUGGCGAUUGCAUUUAGGAACUCCCAGAAGCCCACCAGUAAAUCGGACAUACACUAUCCUGAUGUUAGCCUGAAGGAUGUCAUAAAGCCGAUUUCGCAGCUGAGGAUCAAUAUGCCCCGUGCCAACUCUGGCACGAUCUCGAAUUCCAGCAAGACUACCUACAACAGCGGUUCUACUGCUACCAGGGGUGCACCAGGGACUAAUUACGUCUCUACUGGCCGUGUUCUGAACAGUGACCUGGGCAACUAUGUCAACGCGUCCCUCGGUAGCCAGGCGCUAUCCUCGAUCAACGACACAAAUAAAUCGCUAACUGACUUGAGGAAAUAUAAGGACGUCCUGGAUAGGGGAGAGGUGACAGAUCGACACGUUCAGCUAGCGCAUAAGCUUGAUAACCAUGAGGCCCCGGAUAAGGACAUUAACUUGAAGUCAAUCUACGGCGAAGAAAAUGAGAUCGACGACUACCACUACCCAGUCGACUACAAGGAGAUUAUCGACAACUACAAGUCGCAUUUGAGCAGAGAGGAAGCGUCUAUUAGGGAUAACACCUGCAAGGAGGCUAUUCUCUUCAUGCUGUAUGAACUGUCUGCUCUCCUGGAACUCGACUUUCCGAUCCCCCCUCUACCCAAGGGUGAGUGCAAAAGAGGCCUUAGCUUCCACAUUAACUUUUUGGAGAACACUAAGAAGACACGCGACAUUCUUCCUUACAUAAAUUCGCUAGCUCACUACAUUUGUGAGGGUGUUACCCCUACCGAUAUGCCUCAUUUUCAGCUUUAUUCACUGAUACGGACUCUCUCACACUGUGAGCCAUUGAAAAUGACAUUUGUAACACAUUAA